CUGUUUGUGGACGGAAGCUGCUAAAUAAGUAACUUUUCCUGCUACAGUGAUCUCCACCAUGGUACUCGUCGACUCCGACUCGGUGCUUAUUGUUCGUGUCAAAGGACCGCUGGAGUUCAGGUGUCUGCUGGACAGCACAGAUGUGGAGCGUGCGCACAAGAUAAUCUCGACAACCUUUCAGAACCUGCGCUCCCAGGUGAAGUCGGACUUCGUUGUUCUGGCGGUCCCUGACAGUCCUGUUUUUAUUUGGCCAAACAAAGACGUUUAUGUGGAAACGUCUCCAGACACUCCGUGUGAAGAUGUACUUCAGUGGACACGAACAGAUGAACACGAUUCGAGCGGGAAAAGAUGUGCACGAAAGAAGAACAGAAAAGGUUUGGCAGCGAGCGUCUUGAACCUUUCCCUGGUGAUGGAAGUGACGAGACCAGGCUGCCUCGCGGCUCCAGUCCUCAGGAAAACCCUUCAGAAAUCCCACUUCCUGUCUGCAACCCUCCCCAUGGACUGUGUCGUGCGCACCAGCUGCAGCACCACCAUCAAAGAAGCCUGCUCCCAGCUACUGGAGGCGCUGACCCACCAGUUGUGUGAGAUGGAGAAGCUGACCCUGCAGCACAUGAAGGGGGUGACGCUGCUCCUCCCAGAGCCACUCCACUUCCUCCUACCAGAACCCAUCGGGCUGGUGACGGUGCUGUUUCCUGCAGGAGUGUCUGACAAAGAGCUGGAGACCCAACGAAGGGAGUUGCAUCAGCAGUUUGAUUUGCCAGAUGACUGGCCUUACUUCAGAAGAACCAACGUUUACCACUUCCCCAAUGAGCCCUAUGGGGACGGUUAUCUCCGAAACCCUCACAGCGUUCUCACACACCCUACCCUGGAUGACGGAAAGGUGUUCUUGGUGCGGGGGGUCUACAGCUACCACCACUACAUGCAGGACCGUAUCAGUGACGAUGGCUGGGGCUGCGCCUAUCGCUCCCUGCAGACCAUCUGCUCCUGGUUCCAGCAGCAAGGUUUCGUGGAGCGCUGCGUGCCCUCUCACAGGGAGAUCCAGCAGGCCUUAGUUGAUGCUGGAGACAAACAGGGGCCCUUCCUGGGGUCUCGUCAGUGGAUCGGAUCCAUUGAGGUCCAGAUUGUUCUGAACCAUUUGCUCGGGAUCACGUCCAAGAUCCUGUUUGUGAGUCAGGGAUCUGAGCUGGCGUCUAAAGGCAGAGAGCUGGCCAACCACUUCCUCACUGAAGGAACUCCUGUGAUGAUCGGUGGAGGAGUUUUGGCUCACACUAUCCUGGGCGUGGCGUGGAGCGAGACGACGGGGCAGAUCCGGUACCUCAUUCUGGACCCGCAUUACACCGGAGGAGAAGACCUGCAGGUUAUUACAGAGAAGGGCUGGUGCGGCUGGAAAGGACCGGAGUUUUGGGACCAAACGGCGUAUUACAACCUCUGUUUGCCUCAGAGGCCCAGGGUUAUCUAAAUCUGAAGUAUUUAUAUGACUAUUUAAGUAAUUUUCAUUAAAUGCUUCAUGAAUUUUUGCCUCUAAAGAAGUCCAACAACCAGAGAUCGUGUUGAAGAUAAACUGUUGUAUUUGGCAUUGAUUUGUCAAAGAACGGUAAAAAAAUGCAGAUUAGCCUUUUUGAAGAAUAAUUUAUAGUGAAAGUGUCAAUUUUACUGUUUACUGUUACUAUUAGUUGGACAAAUAAGCUCCUAAAAGUGACACUAAA
Molecule: messenger RNA, 1706 nt
Organism: Nematolebias whitei (Rio pearlfish)
Lineage: Eukaryota; Metazoa; Chordata; Actinopteri; Cyprinodontiformes; Rivulidae
Gene: ufsp2
Product: ufm1-specific peptidase 2
Exons: 12
Coding region: 59-1459 (466 amino acids)
Source: RefSeq, a predicted model, not a curated record